Molecule: messenger RNA, 4220 nt
Organism: Rhinolophus ferrumequinum (greater horseshoe bat)
Lineage: Eukaryota; Metazoa; Chordata; Mammalia; Chiroptera; Rhinolophidae
Gene: CARNS1
Product: carnosine synthase 1
Exons: 10
Coding region: 107-3193 (1028 amino acids)
Biological process (GO): carnosine biosynthetic process
Molecular function (GO): ATP hydrolysis activity; ATP binding; carnosine synthase activity
Source: RefSeq, a predicted model, not a curated record
UCUGAUUUGGUCUGUGUCUCCGAGGAUUCUGUCUGUCCCUCUGUCUCCCUGGCCCUCCCGGUGCCCUGCUUCUUGCUGGUCCAACCCCAGGACUGCGGAUCUCCUGAUGGGUGGCGGGUUUCCCAGGGAGGGGCGGGGCGGGUCCCCUGGGCCCACGCUGCCGUCCAGGCACUGGGCAUGUCCCUGGCGCUGCUAUAUAAAGCAGCGCUGCCUCAGCCCAAUGCUGUGUUGCUGCCGUCGCCGAGUUCCCACCCGGUCCGUGCCGCCCGCUGAGCCCCGCCGAGCCUCUGCCGCCCGCCAGGCUUUCAGUCUCUCCACCUGUAAGAUGCUCUCCCUGGAUCCGCUGGGUCUCGAGUGGGACUGCCCCCUGGGCUCCAAGGACCUGGAGGAAGAGGAGGGCCCAAGGGUAGAAGGCUCUGGCCUGCCGCCCCCAGGCUACUUCCCUGGCUCCUGGAGCCAGGACGUGGGCCUGGAUUGCAAGGGCUCCCCCGAAGGGGCGGAGGCCCGGGCCUGGACUGUCUACUACUACAGCCUCCUGCAGAGCUGUCUGCAGCAAGCUGGACUUCCGGAGACCCAGGACCGCAGCCAGGCGCCCCGCACAGGCUGCCCUGGGGCAGAGGUGACCUUGUGCAUUCUGGGAUCCCCCAGCACCUUUCUGUCCGUGCUGCUGGAGGGUGGGGUCCAGAGUCCCGGAAACAUGCUUCUUUGCCUGUCCCCUGCUUGGCUGACGAAGGUGCCAGCACCAGGGCAGCCAGGCGAGGCCGCCCUGCUGGUCUCUAAAGCAGUGAGCUUCCACCCGGGGGGACUGACAUUCCUGGAUGACUUUGUCCCUGCACGCCGUGUCACCUACUUCCUGGCGGGCCUGGGGCUGGGGCCUGGCCAGGGUCGGGAGGCAGCUGAGCUCGCUCGCGACCUCACCUGCCCCACAGGCGCCUCGGCAGAGCUGGCCCGGCUCCUGGAGGACCGGCUGCUGACAAGGCGAUUGCUGGCCCAGCAGGGUGGUGUGGCUGUGCCAGCUACCCUGGCUUUCACCUACAAGCUGCCAGCACUGCUGCAGGGAAGGGAUGCCAGCCCGGGACUGAGGCUGGUGGAGUUGAGUGGCAAAGAGGGCCAGGAGACACUGGUGAAGGACGAAGUUGGGGCCUUUCUGCACUCUGAGGCCCUGGGUGAUGCCCUGCAGGUAGCCAUCAAGCUCAGCAGCUGGCGCUGGCGAGGGCGGCAGGUAUUGCGUCUGCACCCACGAGCAGAGGUGGGCACAGUGGCGGACACAGUGCUAGCGUUGCUGGAGAAACUGGAGGAGGAGGAGAGUGUCCUUGUGGAGGCCGUUUGCCCACCUGCCCGGCUGUCCUUCCCAGGCAGUCCCCAACCUGGCCCUGAGCUGGCUGUGCGGAUCUGUGCUGUGGUGUGUCGGACACAGGGUGACAGACCCCUGUUGAGCAAGGUGGUAUGCGCCGUGGGCCGUGGGGACCAUCCUUUGCGGCACCAGAGCUCUUUGCCGCGGACACUGGAGGUGGCGCUGGCCCAGUGCGGUCUGGGCGAGGCGGCGCAGGUGGCGGUCGUGCGGCGGAGCGUCAAGGCGGCGGCCGAGGCUGCGCUAGCCGCUGUGCUGGCUCUGGAGGCCGAGCUGAGCGUUGAGCAGCGCGGCGGGCGCCAGGCCCGCACUGACUUCCUCGGCGUGGACUUCGCGCUGACAGUGGCGGGUGGCGCGCUGACCCCCGUGGCCCUGGAGCUGAACGGAGGCCUGUGCCUGGAGGCGUGCGGCGCGCUCGAGGGGCUCUGGGCCUCCCCGCGCUCGGGGCCGGUGGCCGAGGAGGCGGCUGCAGCCGCGCCGCUCGUGGAAACCAUGCUGCGGCGUUCCGCGCGCUGCCUCAUGGAGGGAAAACAGCUGCUGGUGAUCGGCGGGGGCGGCUUCAGCAAGAAGUUCGUGUGGGAGGCGGCGCGCGACUACGGGCUUAAGCUGCACCUGGUGGAGUCAGACCCCAACCACUUUGCAUCCCAGCUGGUGCAGACCUUCAUCCACUUUGAUGUGACAGAGCACCGGAGGGAUGAGGACAAUGCACGGCUGCUGGCGGAGCUGGUGCGGGCGCGGGGCCUGCAGCUCGAUGGCUGCUUCUCCUACUGGGAUGACUGCCUGGUGCUCACAGCCUUGCUCUGCCAGGAGCUGGGUCUGCCCUGCAGCUCCCCAGCCGCCAUGCGCCUGGCCAAGCAGAAGAGCCACACCCAGCUGCACCUGUUGUGCCGCCAAGGCCCCCCCUGGCCCUCGCCCUCCCUCCAUGCUGUGCCUUGCUGCCCACUGGAGAGUGAGGCCGACGUGGAGAGGGCUGUCCACCAGGUGCCUCUGCCCGGUGUUAUGAAGCUGGAGUUUGGGGCAGGUGCGGUGGGCGUGCGGCUGGUGGAGGAUGCACCACAGUGCCAUGAGCACUUUUCCCGGAUUGCCCGAGAUCUGCAGGGUGAAGCCGACCACCCCGGCAUUGGGCUGGGCUGGGGCAAUGCCAUGCUCCUCAUGGAGUUCAUUGACGGCACUGAGCACGAUGUGGACCUGGUGUUGUUUGGCGGGCGACUGCUGGCUGCCUUUGUCUCCGACAAUGGCCCCACACGUCUGCCUGGCUUUACUGAGACAGCAGCCUGCAUGCCUACUGGGCUGGCACCGGAGCAGGAGGCGCAGCUGGUGCAGGCAGCCUUCCGCUGCUGCCUGGGCUGCGGGCUGCUGGAUGGGGUCUUCAACGUGGAGCUCAAGCUGACCGGGGCUGGGCCACGGCUCAUUGAGAUCAAUCCCCGCAUGGGUGGCUUCUACCUGCGGGACUGGAUCCUGGAGCUCUACGGUGUGGACCUGUUGCUUGCUGCAGCUAUGGUGGCCUGUGGCCUGCGGCCUGCCUUGCCCACCCACCCACGGGCUCGUGGCCACCUGGUAGGUGUCAUGUGCCUGGUGUCCCAGCACCUGCAGGUGCUGAAUUCCACUGCCAGCCAGGAGGCCCUGCAGGCUCUUCAUGACCGGGGCCUGCUGCGCUUCAAUCUGUUUCUGUCUUCAGAGGAGGCCCUGGUGCCCAGUGAGUACGAGGAGCCUUACUGUAGUGUGGCUUGUGCUGGGUCCAGCCUGGCCGAGGCCCGCCUCCGCUUGCUGGGACUCUGCCAGGGCCUGGGCAUCGACGGGCCCCACUACCCGGUUGCCCACUUCCUGUCCCACUUCAAAUAGCACUGGGGCCAGGGGGUAGGGGCAGUGCUGGGGGGGGGGCUGUGGUGCCUUCUGCUACCCGAUGCCCUCCCUGCCUCUUUUCCCAUAGCCCUGCCCCAGCCCCCCUGACUCAGCCCACUGCAAGGCUUCAGGUCUGUUCCAGAGUGGCAGGGCCAUUUUUACAUCAGGCCUCCAGGGCUUGAGGACCACAAAAGAAAGUAUCUGGGGGGGGGGCCAUUGGGCCCUCUUGCCCUCCCUAAGGCCCCAGUCCAGCCCACAGCUGCCCAGGGACUCUAGCCAUGGAGAAGCGACAACAGCUGCACAUAAACACACACAUCUCCCCACCCCACCUCCAGGGAGGUAGGAAUGGGCCCAAACCCAGCCCAUCCUCCCCACCCUUCCAAGUGUUUCUCUUUUCCUGCCAUCUAUGGAAAAGGAGAACCUGGCAGGCCCCUGGCGUUGGACAAAUCCCAAGAAAACCUGAGACUAAACCCCAUCAUUUAACAAAUUCCAGGAUAGUUCCAGAGCCUGCCGACAACUUUUGACAAUACAUCAUUUGGCCUGAGUAGUAGAAGCUGGUGACCUGGGGUCAGGAGUAACCAUCUCCCCAGCAGGUAGUCACGAUUGCCCCAUUCUACAGAUGAGGAAACAGGCUCAAAGAGAAAAAUCCACUGCCUCAAGGUCAUAUCACAGUGGAAGGAUGGUCGAGGGACAAGAUGUAGAGUCCAGGUUUCUGCUUUUACUAAGUCUUACAUGCCCACUCAGCUUCUAGGUCCUGCUCACCUGCCUGCCCUCAUUCAUGUGGCUGAGACGUGUGAACACCCCCCACCCUUGCACGAUGUAUCUUCUCCAGCAAGCUUUGGUGCUUUGGCCUCUGGCACACCUAACUAGCAUUGACAGAGGAGAGUCUACACUCCCUUCCUAAAUCAGGGGAGGCUGCUUUAAGAACUCCUGCCUCUGCACAGCAGAGGAAUUGUGGUCAGCUCCGCAAGCAUCCCUCUCCAAAUAAAGGCUUAAGGAACUACUGAAAUGUCCAGGGUCUGGGAUA